Messenger RNA from Punctularia strigosozonata HHB-11173 SS5, 1598 nucleotides. Its product is annotated as aromatic compound dioxygenase. NCBI's taxonomy places the organism in Eukaryota, Fungi, Basidiomycota, Agaricomycetes, Corticiales, Punctulariaceae. The coding region runs from base 392 to 1408 and encodes 338 amino acids. Gene Ontology annotation, molecular function: ferric iron binding; catechol 1,2-dioxygenase activity. The record is from RefSeq and is a predicted model, not a curated record. The transcript has 9 exons. Gene Ontology annotation, biological process: catechol-containing compound metabolic process.
GCGAGGGCCUAGGACGUGACGAGAUGGAGCGAAUGACCAAUGCAAGCACACCUGAUUCGAGAUCGCGCACCCCCUUCUGUGCGUAUUGAGGUCGACGCGCCCCACGCUCCCCCACGGUACCCCGGACGACCGACCAGGAUAAGACCCUCUCGAGGCCGUUCAGUUGGGAUCAUCGACCUUUUCGCCAACAACGACGAGGGGAUCUGUUCUCUCACUGUCUUCGUCUGCAGUACCGAUCUCGACGCUCUCGACGAUAUCGGCCUUCCGAUCGCGCCCUAUCUCAUCGCGAGACUCGUUUCAAAGUCGAGUCUAUCCAAACGAGGUCCCAAUUCAACCUUGACUCUACAUCUAGCCUCAUCGCCUCGCCGCUUCAGGAUCCCCAUAGUACGCAAUGGCAGACCCCGCCGCACCGCCCGUCAACAAGGCCCUCUCGAAUGGGAUCCCGCCGCCGGCGUUCGAUCUACCCUACCCCGAACGCCCGGAGACGAUCACCAACAAUAUCCUCAAGCUCACCGAGCACGCCCCCGACGCCCGGUCGCGGUUCGUGUUCACGAACCUCAUCAAGCACCUGCAUGCCUUCGUCGAGGAAACGUCGCUCACCACCGCCGAGUGGAUGACCGCCAUCCAGUUCUUGACCCGCGUCGGCAAGACCUGCACCGAUCUCCGGCAGGAGUGCAUCCUCCUCUCCGACGUCCUCGGCGUCUCGGCCCUCGUGGACGCGAUCAACAACCCACCUCAGGGCGGCGCGACGGAGAGUAGCGUGCUCGGGCCGUUCUUCACCGAGGACGCUCCGGACGUGGAGCUUGGAGGAACGAUCGCGUCGGAGGGCAAGGGCCAGUAUAUGUACGUCGAGGGACGUGUGCUCAACACCAAGGGCGAGCCGAUCCCGGACGCGGUUAUCGAGACUUGGGAGACGGAUGAGCUUGGGUUUUACGAUACGCAGUAUAAGGAUCGCGAACAGCCCGACUGUCGUGGACGUCUACGGUCGGACAAGGAGGGCAAAUACGGUUAUCGCGCCAUCGUUCCCGUGGCGUAUCCCAUUCCAGGCGAUGGGCCUGUGGGGGAGCUACUUGUGCACCUCGGUAGACAUAAUAUGCGCCCGAACCACCUGCACCUCAUGGUCACGGCACCUGGAUACACGAAGCUGAUCACCGCCCUGUACCCGGAAGGCGACGUCUACUUGGAAAGCGACGCCGUCUUUGGUGUUAAGAAGUCGCUCGUCGUCAGCUACAAGGACGUGAACGACGACGCGGAGGCGCGCGCGCGAGGCUUUCCCCAGGGCGGCGCGUUCAAGCUCUUGCAGUUUGAUAUCGUGCUGACGACCGAGGAGGAGACGCGCGUCGGACGCGAGUUGUGGGCGAAGGAACACGGGGUGAAAGCUGCGGCCGAGUCCGUCGCGAGGAUCUGACGUGGGGAAUAAGAUAUAUCUGAAACUUGGAUAUAUGCACCUGUAUGAUUAUGUGGUCUGAUAACAGGAGGUGGAUGCUAUGAACUUGAAGGAGACGAUUCCGGGUACUUAGUAGAGAUCCUGGCUGUAACGAUACGCGUACUGUAACGGCAGUCACGCUGCCGACGGCGACGUCACGGAGAGCUUACCC